AUGGCUCGCGGACAUCAGAAAGAACAGGCAAAACAAAAAAACCUCGAGAAGCAACAGAAACUGCAAAAGGCGGGGUCACAACUUGAGGCACAAAAAGUUGGGCUCAAAAUCAGCUGCAAACUCUGUCUGGUAUACACGAUUGCUUUGAUCAUGGUUGUACUAGAAGAAAUAAAUGCUGUAGAUGAUAAUUCUUGGAGUAGAAGCUAUGCAUAUUUCAUUUCACUUAUGGUAUUAAUUAAACUUUGGCUUUCGUAGUUUUCUUUUGCUUUUGGUACAUGUUGACACUGACGCUUGACAUCAUCUCUUCCAUGAUCUCAAACCUGCAGGCACCCAUGACAAACUACAAGUGCUUGCAGCAGCACUACGACGCGAAGCACCCAAAGGAGAAAUGCCCGGGACCGGACGAGGUUUGACACCGAGCGUUGCUUCAUCUUCUCUAUCUUCCUCUCAUCCGUAGUGGUGCUUUGGUGGAAGUUAUUGCUCUUGGGCAUUGCUUGCGGUCUACGUUCCAGUCCACCCAUGGAGGAUGACACCGGGCUCACUACUCAAUUUGGUGCCCACACCUAACCGCUCUAGUGGCUCGUGCGGCUCCGCCUGGUGUGCAGCCACAAGGUAGGUACGACGACGACGACAUGCAGAAGAACAGAACAAGGAGUGCUGCUGCCGCGAUUCCCAUGCCGGCGGGUGCCGCGG
Amoebophrya sp. A120 is the source of this 693-nucleotide messenger RNA. NCBI's taxonomy places the organism in Eukaryota, Dinophyceae, Syndiniales, Amoebophryaceae. The record is from the annotation of a GenBank genome assembly.